Zeugodacus cucurbitae (melon fly) is the source of this 2757-nucleotide messenger RNA. RefSeq lists its product as uncharacterized. The coding region runs from base 622 to 2619 and encodes 665 amino acids. The transcript is spliced from 7 exons. Lineage: Eukaryota; Metazoa; Arthropoda; Insecta; Diptera; Tephritidae. The record is from RefSeq and is a predicted model, not a curated record.
CACUUGGAGCAAUAACCAACUGCCGUAGGAGCGAAACAACAGUCAGCGAACGCUACUCAACGCUUGCGGUUUGGCACGACAACAACCGGAGAAAAGAUUCGACACAAAAGAGUUUCCGCAACGAGCUAAACGGAUCGGUUAAAAAUUGCUGUUUAGCUUAAAGGCAAAUGGUUAUCCAAAUUUGUGCUCAUUAAAAAAAACGUGAAUCAAAAAGAAAUAACGUUAGCAUUUCCCUCUUCAACAAACAACAAAUAAAAACUCAUAACGUAAUACAUAGCAGCAUUACAUAACUUAAGAAACAGCCUUGGAAUUGAAGUCUAUAAUAAUCUAAUUGGCACACAUAAAUCCAUACCAACAAAAUGCUCAUCGCUGCCUAUACUCGCAGUCUGUAAGUAAAUAUGCUGCUUCAUUAACGAAAUCAAGAGCAAACCAACCAACAACACCGAAUUCAAGUCAACUAACUCAUAGUAGAUGAAUGAUAUUGAAAGCCGAUAGACAAAGAAAACAAAACAACAUUCCGUUUCCGUGCCUCUCUGCUCUUCGUGAUUGUUUUGGCUUUGUUAAUAGUUACACUGCAUCAGUAUUGAUAAAAGUAAAUAAACAACCAGAAGGUCCCACAAAAUGCCAAACAGUCGGCUGUGCUUACAGCAGCCGAAAAUCAGGUAUCAUCGAAAUUGCCAGCAAUCUCAACAACUGCGAGAAGUACACGCUCAUCAGCACUUAGUGUCGGCCAAAUAUGUCAAACGUAAUGAUGGCGCUCGGAAUCAGCUGGUUGUUUUGAUUGCGAUUAUUUUGUUUGAAAUAAUAACAUCCAACGCCGCAUUAGCUGAUGGGGUUACAUCGUUUUCUAGUGAUACGAUCAUCGGCGAUAUUCAGGGUGAUAAUGCCGGAGUUUCCAGCAACCUGCACCAUAAUAUAAUCGGCGAAAUUGUGGGCAAAAAUAACUUGGACGCUGGUUCCGUGAGCGACGGGAACACCGGUACACAAUAUCGCAAUGGAUUCCAUACAAAAUUUUCUUCAGUAGAUAAAGAAGUAGUUGAUCGUUUAAUUAAACAAUGGGCACCGAUUGUGUGGUUGGCACCAGAGGAAAAAUUUAUGCCACUCGGUGUAGAUGAAUUUCUGAACCAUGUACAUCCCAUGGAUAAAGGCAAAACCUUCAUACCAGGCAUGCCAAUUGGCGAUGAUUCGAAGAAGGCAUAUUUGGUGACCAAUGCAGAGAUAGACGAACUACUCGAAAAUGAAAAGUCUUUUAUCUACGGCCGAAAUCCAAACGAAUCGCCCGUGCCAAUUUACGCAGUAGUUACGCUUUGUAAUGAACCCAUGCAGAAAACAACUGUAAAGCUAACGCCAGCAGCUCCACCAACAGCAGCCUCCCAAACUCAAGUGAAUGGUUUGCAACAAAACAAGCUGCUGCUCUCCGCAAGUCCAAAAUUCAUGCCCAGCGCAACGUCUACCUUGGCAUCCACAGUCCCAAUAAGCAGCACACGUGGACCUUACAUUCCCGUUUCAAUCGAUCCAUUGGAUGUGCGCAAUGACACAGUGCGCCGUUCAUCACGACUGUAUCCUGUAUUCAAACGUGUGCGACGCAAUAGUUUACGUCCGGUCGAAAACAAAUAUAAUUUACCAUUAUCACCGCCGAUCAUGCUCAAUUUACCGCCAAAAGAUCUAGUUGUAGAGCCCUAUAGCGAUCUUGUCUUGGGUGAGAGCAGUCCCGUGGCUGUGGAGCAGUCCACAGGCGCAGCGGACGUGUUAACCACAGAUUCUCCAACACAAGCAGACAAUAAUAGCGGACAAGUUAACAAUUUCAUUGCUAAUUUGGUGGACAAUGUGAAAUUCAGUAUGCCUAUCGAUGACAUGUUGGAGGAUAACAGCAUAGAUAUAGACAGCAGUUUUGAUCAUCUUGUGACAAAUAAUGAUGGUGAGAGGCGAAAGUUGCGUAAAAAGAUGCCCAGCUUUCAUGUCACAUAUUGGAUGUUUUAUCCAUAUAGUCAAGGCAAAACAGUGUGUACUCUCAGCCUUGGACCGCUGGGCAGCAUACCAUUUCCAGCAGUCUAUGGAUUCUGUUUAGGACGUCGCAAAGAUAUUGGCAGUCACAUUGGCGACUGGGAACACAUGAGUUUAUAUUUCACUGGCGACGCUGAACCGGAGGCAAUGUAUGUAUCGGCUCAUGACGCAGGCGCGUAUUACUCAUAUAAUCGACUAACCGGAUCAUUUGAGUUUAAGAAACAGGAAACUCGUAAGGGCAUAUUACAGCGGCCUAAUUUUCCGAAAACGGUCACAACAUUUAAUAAUCAUCCAGUACUGUUUGCGGCAAAAGGUUCCCACGGGCUGUGGACUGCACCAGGAAAACAUCGUUUUGUCAAAGUAGCGAGACUUUAUGAUAUAAAUGGAUUCGGAACACCGUGGAAUACAUGGAAAUCGGUUGAAAUUUCAUAUGAAAACUUAAAAUCCUACGGACGCGCUCUGGUACCAUCUUGGCUCUCAUUUAAAGGUAAAUGGGGAAAUCCCAAAAGCAAAUGCCACCCAUUUCGACGAAUUGGUCUAAAUUUUUGCGAAUAUACCGAUGGACCCACUGGCAUACCACUAAAAGAGCCGCACUUCCAAUGUGAUGCAACUUAAUGAUAUGUAGGAUGUUGUAUGCUCUAAGUUUAGACUAGUUAAUUUUAAUAUUUAUUACAAAAAUGUAUUAUAAUUAUAAAAACUGUGCACUGAAAAAAUAUUGUUUGAAUAUACUUUUUGUAUGAUAGCAUAAAAAAA